GAUGGCUGUCAUCAAUGAAGUCAUAUUCAUAAUCUAGUCCUCUCUUCCUCCGUUUCUGUACUCUGGGUGACUCAGAGAGGGAAGAGCUUCAGCCAGCACACUCCUCGCGAGCAAGUAUCAUUGUACUGACUGGCAGAGACAGGAGAAGUAGAUGUCCACACCCACUGACCCUGGUGCGAUGCCCCACCCAGGGCCUUCGCCAGGGCCCGGACCCUCUCCUGGACCGAUUCUCGGACCUAGUCCGGGACCUGGACCAUCUCCAGGUUCCGUCCACAGUAUGAUGGGGCCAAGUCCUGGACCUCCAAGUGUCUCACACCCUAUGCCGACGAUGGGGUCUGCCGACUUCCCCCAGGAAGGCAUGCAUCAGAUGCACAAGCCCAUGGAUGGCAUGCACGACAAGGGCAUUGUAGAAGACAUCCACUGCGGGUCCAUGAAGGGCACCGGCAUGCGACCACCUCACCCCGGGAUGGGCCCGCCCCAGAGUCCGAUGGAUCAACACAGCCAAGGUUAUAUGUCACCACACCCAUCUCCCCUGGGAGCUGCAGAGCAUAUCUCCAGCCCUAUGUCGUCGGGAGGCGGCCCUACCCCACCCCAGAUGCCACCGAACCAGCCAGGGCCCCUCAUCCCUGGCGAUCCGCAGGCGAUGAACCAGCCCAACAGAGGUCCCUCGCCUUUCAGUCCUGUCCAGCUGCAUCAGCUGCGGGCUCAGAUUUUAGCUUACAAAAUGCUGGCCCGGGGCCAGCACCUUCCCGAAACGCUGCAGCUCGCAGUCCAGGGGAAAAGGACGUUGCCUGGCAUGCAGCAGCAGCAGCAGCCACCGCCGCCGCAGCAGCCGCCGCCCCAGCCGCAGCAGCCGCAGCAGCAGGCCCUUGUUAACUUCAACAGACCAUCUGGCCCCGGGCCGGAGUUGAGCGGCCCGAGCACCCCGCAGAAGCUGCCAGUGCCCGCACCCAGCGGCCGGCCCUCGCCCGCGCCCCCCGCAGCAGCGCAGCCGCCCACGGCCGCAGUGCCCGGGCCCUCGGUGCCGCAGCCCGCGCCCGGGCAGCCCUCGCCCAUCCUGCAGCUGCAGCAGAAGCAGAGCCGGAUCAGCCCCAUUCAGAAACCGCAAGGCUUGGACCCCGUGGAGAUUCUGCAGGAGCGGGAAUAUAGGCUUCAGGCUCGCAUAGCUCACAGGAUACAAGAACUGGAAAACCUGCCGGGGUCUUUGCCACCAGAUUUACGAACCAAAGCAACCGUGGAACUGAAAGCACUUCGGUUACUCAAUUUCCAACGUCAGCUGAGGCAGGAGGUGGUGGCCUGCAUGCGGCGGGACACGACCCUGGAGACGGCUCUCAACUCCAAAGCGUACAAGCGGAGCAAGCGCCAGACCCUGAGGGAAGCCCGCAUGACGGAGAAGCUGGAGAAGCAGCAGAAGAUCGAGCAGGAGAGGAAGCGCCGGCAGAAGCACCAGGAAUACCUGAACAGCAUUUUGCAACAUGCGAAAGAUUUCAAAGAGUACCAUCGUUCUGUGGCCGGGAAGAUCCAGAAGCUUUCCAAAGCGGUGGCCACGUGGCACGCCAACACCGAGAGGGAGCAGAAGAAAGAGACGGAGCGGAUCGAAAAGGAGAGGAUGCGCAGACUGAUGGCUGAAGAUGAAGAGGGCUACAGAAAACUGAUUGAUCAAAAGAAAGACAGGCGUUUAGCUUACCUUUUACAGCAGACCGAUGAGUAUGUGGCCAACCUCACCAACCUGGUCUGGGAGCACAAGCAAGCCCAGGCGGCCAAGGAGAAGAAGAAGAGGAGGAGGAGGAAGAAGAAGGCCGAAGAGAACGCAGAGGGAGGAGAGUCUGCCCUGGGACCAGAUGGAGAGCCGAUAGAUGAGAGCAGUCAGAUGAGUGACCUUCCUGUCAAAGUAACUCACACAGAAACCGGCAAGGUCCUGUUUGGACCGGAAGCACCCAAAGCAAGUCAGCUGGACGCCUGGUUGGAAAUGAAUCCUGGUUACGAAGUCGCCCCCAGGUCCGACAGCGAAGAAAGUGAUUCUGAUUAUGAGGAGGAGGAUGAGGAAGAAGAGUCCAGUCGGCAGGAAAACGAAGAGAAAAUAAUUCUGGAUCCAAACAGUGAAGAAGUUUCCGAGAAGGAUGCGAAGCAGAUCAUUGAGACAGCCAAGCAAGACGUGGAUGACGAGUACAGCAUGCAGUGCAGUGCCAGGGGCUCCCAGUCCUACUACACAGUGGCCCACGCCAUCUCCGAGAGGGUGGAGAAGCAGUCUGCCCUCCUCAUCAACGGGACCCUGAAGCACUACCAGCUCCAGGGCCUGGAAUGGAUGGUCUCCCUGUAUAAUAACAAUUUGAACGGAAUCUUAGCUGACGAAAUGGGGCUGGGAAAGACCAUACAGACCAUUGCACUCAUCACUUACCUGAUGGAGCACAAAAGACUCAAUGGCCCCUAUCUCAUCAUCGUGCCCCUUUCGACUCUGUCUAACUGGACAUAUGAAUUUGACAAAUGGGCUCCUUCUGUGGUGAAAAUUUCUUACAAGGGCACCCCUGCCAUGCGUCGCUCCCUUGUCCCCCAGCUACGGAGUGGCAAAUUCAACGUCCUCUUGACAACUUACGAGUACAUUAUAAAAGACAAGCACAUUCUUGCAAAGAUCCGGUGGAAGUACAUGAUCGUGGACGAGGGCCACCGGAUGAAGAACCACCACUGCAAGCUGACUCAGGUCCUGAACACGCACUACGUGGCCCCCAGGAGGAUCCUGCUGACCGGGACCCCCCUGCAGAACAAGCUCCCGGAGCUCUGGGCGCUCCUCAACUUCCUCCUCCCCACCAUUUUCAAGAGCUGCAGCACCUUCGAACAGUGGUUCAAUGCUCCGUUUGCCAUGACUGGAGAAAGGGUGGACUUGAAUGAAGAAGAAACUAUAUUGAUCAUCCGGCGUCUACAUAAGGUCUUGCGACCAUUUUUACUGCGGAGACUGAAGAAGGAAGUGGAAUCCCAGCUUCCAGAAAAGGUAUGUUGCAAAAUGCACGUUAUGGUUUCUUCCCCUGCCGAUAUGGUUGACUUACCCGCACCUGGAAUUGUGUUUCCAAAACAGCAGGUUUGCCUUUCGGAAAUCUCUGAAUCCUUUGCUGAACACCUGGGCUACUCAAAUGGGGUCAUCAAUGGGGCUGAGCUGUAUCGGGCCUCAGGAAAGUUUGAGCUACUUGAUCGUAUUCUGCCAAAAUUGAGAGCGACUAACCACCGCGUGCUGCUUUUCUGCCAGAUGACGUCUCUCAUGACCAUCAUGGAGGAUUACUUUGCUUUUCGGAACUUCCUUUACCUGCGCCUUGAUGGCACCACCAAGUCUGAAGAUCGUGCUGCUUUGCUGAAGAAAUUCAACGAACCUGGGUCCCAGUAUUUCAUUUUCUUGCUGAGCACAAGAGCGGGAGGCCUGGGCUUAAACCUCCAGGCCGCCGACACUGUGGUCAUCUUUGACAGCGACUGGAAUCCUCAUCAGGACCUGCAAGCCCAGGACCGAGCCCACCGCAUCGGCCAGCAGAACGAGGUGCGGGUGCUGAGACUCUGCACCGUGAACAGCGUGGAGGAAAAGAUCCUGGCUGCCGCCAAGUACAAGCUCAACGUGGAUCAGAAGGUGAUCCAGGCGGGCAUGUUCGACCAGAAGUCUUCAAGCCACGAGCGCAGGGCGUUCCUGCAGGCCAUCUUGGAGCAUGAGGAGGAGAAUGAGGAAGAAGAUGAAGUACCGGACGAUGAGACUCUGAACCAAAUGAUCGCUCGACGAGAAGAAGAAUUUGAUCUUUUUAUGCGCAUGGACAUGGACCGGCGGAGGGAGGACGCCCGGAACCCGAAGCGCAAGCCGCGCCUCAUGGAGGAAGAUGAGCUGCCCUCCUGGAUUAUUAAAGACGACGCCGAGGUGGAGAGGCUGACGUGUGAGGAAGAGGAGGAGAAGAUAUUUGGCAGGGGGUCUCGCCAGCGCCGGGACGUGGACUACAGCGAUGCCCUCACCGAGAAGCAGUGGCUGCGGGCCAUUGAAGACGGCAAUUUGGAAGAAAUGGAAGAGGAAGUACGGCUUAAGAAACGAAAAAGACGAAGAAAUGUGGAUAAAGAUCCCGCAAAAGAAGAUGUGGAAAAAGCUAAGAAGAGACGAGGUCGCCCUCCCGCAGAGAAAUUGUCACCAAACCCCCCCAAACUGACAAAGCAGAUGAAUGCCAUCAUCGAUACUGUGAUCAACUACAAAGACAGGUGUAACGUGGAGAAGGUGCCCAGUAAUUCUCAGUUGGAAAUAGAAGGAAACAGUUCAGGGCGACAGCUCAGUGAAGUCUUCAUUCAGUUACCUUCAAGGAAAGAAUUACCAGAAUACUAUGAAUUAAUUAGGAAGCCGGUGGAUUUCAAAAAAAUCAAGGAAAGGAUUCGUAAUCAUAAGUACCGGAGCCUGGGCGACCUGGAGAAAGAUGUCAUGCUCCUCUGCCACAACGCUCAGACCUUCAACCUGGAGGGGUCCCAGAUCUACGAAGACUCCAUCGUCUUACAGUCGGUGUUUAAGAGCGCUCGGCAGAAAAUUGCCAAAGAGGAGGAGAGCGAGGACGAAAGCAAUGAAGAGGAGGAGGAAGAAGAUGAAGAGGAGUCGGAGUCGGAAGCAAAGUCUGUUAAGGUGAAAAUCAAGCUCAAUAAAAAAGAGGAGAAAGGUCGGGACAAGGGAAAAGGCAAGAAAAGACCAAAUCGAGGGAAAGCCAAACCUGUGGUGAGCGACUUCGACAGCGACGAAGAGCAGGAUGAGAACGAACAGUCAGAAGCAAGCGGGACUGAUGACGAGUGAUGGAUACGGACCUUGUUCCAACUGAAUUCCUUCCUCCCCUCUCUCACUUCUACCCAGUGAGUUCAUUUGUGGUAUGGGCCCUGGGCUGUUUCUAUAUCAUCAUCAUCACCUAUACACUAGCUUUAGGAUAGUGCCAGACAAACAUAUGCUAUCAUGGUGUAAAAAAACACGCACACAAACAUUUGUAACAUAUUGUGACCAAACGGGCCUCAAAGAUUCAAAGAUUAAAACAAACAAAGUAAAGCUUUUGAUGGAAAAUAUGUGGGUGGACAGUAUAUUUCUAUGGGUGGGUGUAAUUUGGUAAUGGUUUGGUUGGGCCUGGUUUUAUCACCUGCUCCGAUGAGAAGAUUUUUGUCUUUUUGUAGCACUGAUAACCAGGAGAAGCCAUUCAAAGUCACUGGUUAUUUUAUUUUUCAUCAGGCAAUUUUCAAGAUUUUUAUUUGUUUGGUAUUGUGUUUUUUUUUUACACUGUGGUACAUAUAAGCAACUUUAAUAGGUGAUUAAUGUACAGUAGUUAGACUUCACCUGCAUAGACGUUUUUCCAUUUUAUGCUAUAUGACCUGAAAAUAAAACUGCUUUUUGAAUUGUAUAAGAUUUAUGUCUACUGUAAACAUUGCUUCUUUUUUUUUUUUUGCUCUUGAUUUAAAAACAGGUUCUGUUGAAAAUGCUAUUGAAUAUUGCAAUCUAUAUAGUGCAUUGGAUGGCUUUCUUUUUGUCACCCUGAUCUCCUAUGUUACCAAUGUGUAUCGUCUCCUUUCUCCCUAAAGUGUACUUAAUCUUUGCUUUCUUUGCACAAUGUCUUUGGUUGCAAGUCAUAAGCCUGAGGCAAAUAAAAUUCCAGUAAUUUCCAAGAAUGUGGUGGUGGUGCUUUCCUAAUAAAGAGACAGUUUAGCUCAA
Molecule: messenger RNA, 5686 nt
Organism: Myotis lucifugus (little brown bat)
Lineage: Eukaryota; Metazoa; Chordata; Mammalia; Chiroptera; Vespertilionidae
Gene: SMARCA2
Product: SWI/SNF related, matrix associated, actin dependent regulator of chromatin, subfamily a, member 2
Exons: 32
Coding region: 152-4789 (1545 amino acids)
Biological process (GO): positive regulation of transcription by RNA polymerase II
Cellular component (GO): nucleus
Molecular function (GO): histone binding; DNA binding; ATP binding
Source: RefSeq, a predicted model, not a curated record